Molecule: messenger RNA, 1722 nt
Organism: Miscanthus lutarioriparius
Lineage: Eukaryota; Viridiplantae; Streptophyta; Magnoliopsida; Poales; Poaceae
Source: the annotation of a GenBank genome assembly
AUGAUGAUUUCCACAGGAAAGUUGGUCUUGAUCUUGUUGAUCGUGCUAUUUGAAGGAUCCUUGGUCACUUCAAAAAAGGGCUAUUCUUCAGAACAGCCAUCAGAAAAGGGCGAUGGCUAUUCCUCCAAGGAAACAUCAGAAAAGGCCGACGAUUCCUCAAAGAAAUCAUCAGGAAAGGUCCCCUAUGACUACUCAGCAAACAUUGAGUGCAUCAAGGAGCCGGAGAAACCUCUGUAUGGAGGCGGCAUCAUCAGCGCCGCCGACUCCAGUGGCAAAAAGUGCCCUAUCAAGAACUCCGUCCUCAAGGUCGAGCUCAAGAAGGACCACCACUACGCACUCUCCGUUUGGCUCAAGUUUUCCAAGGGCACCGGCGACAUCACUGCCAUAAUCGUGACGCCCGACGGCAAGUUCAACACCGCCGGCGCGAUCGUGGCCCAGUCCGGCUGCUGGACCUUGCUCAAGGGUGGAGCCACCUCCUUCGCCGAAGGCAAGGGCGAUCUCUUCUUCCAGAGCAACUCAACCGCGGAGAUCAUGGCGGAGAGCAUAGCGCUGCAGGGCUUCAGCUUUGAAGAAUGGAACGCUCACCGCGAUGAAGUCGUCGCCAAGGAGCGCAAGAAGAAGGUGAAGAUCACGGUGGAGUGCGGUGGCAAGCCGUUGCCGGACGCGGAGCUGUCUGUGGAGUGGGUGGCCAAGGGCUUCCCCCUGGGCAACGCCAUGACCAAGGAGAUCCUGGACAUGCCCGAGUACGAGGAGUGGUUCACGAAGCGGUUCAAGUGGGCGACGAUGGAGAACGAGAUGAAGUGGUACAGCACGGAGUACAACGAGGGGCAGGAAGGGUUUGAGGUGGCGGACAAGAUGCUGGCGCUGGCGGAGAAGCACAACAUCUCGGUGCGCGGCCACAACGUGUUCUGGGACGACCAGAGCCACCAGAUGCCGUGGGUGAGCAAGCUCAGCGUGGACAAGCUCAAGGUCGCCGUGGCCAAGCACCUCAAGAGCGUCGUCUCCCGCUACGCCGGCAAGGUCAUCCACUGGGACGUGGUGAACGAGAACCUCCACUUCAGCUUCUUCGAGGACAAGCUCGGCAAGGACGCGUCCGGGGAGAUCUUCAAGGAGGUGGCCAAGCUUGACAGCAAGCCCAUCCUGUUCAUGAACGAGUUCAACACCAUCGAGCAGCCCUGCGACCUGGCGCCGCUGCCGACCAAGUACCUGGCCAAGCUGAGGCAGAUCCAGUCGUACCCGGGCAACGAGGACCUCAAGUACGGCAUCGGCCUGGAGAGCCACUUCGACAAGCCCAACAUCCCCUACAUGAGGGGCUCCCUGGACACGCUCGCGGCGGCCAAGGUGCCCAUCUGGCUCACUGAGGUGGACGUCACCAAGGGGCCCAAGCAGGUGGAGUUCCUGGAGGAGGUGAUGAGGGAGGGGUUCGGCCACCCGGGCGUCAAGGGCAUCGUCAUGUGGGCGGCCUGGCACGCCAAGGGCUGCUACGUCAUGUGCCUCACCGACAACAACUUCAAGAACCUGCCGCAGGGGGACGUCGUUGACAAGCUCCUGGACGAGUGGAGGAAAGUGCCCGAGAAGCCCAAGACGGACAGCAAGGGUGUGUUCGAGGCCGAGCUCUUCCACGGCGAGUACCAGGUCACCGUCAAGCACGAGUCGCUCAAGGAGCCCAUCGUGCAGACGGUGGACCUCGACUCCAAAUCGGAGGCCGCCAUAAAAGCCUAG